Molecule: messenger RNA, 3153 nt
Organism: Naegleria fowleri
Lineage: Eukaryota; Heterolobosea; Eutetramitea; Acrasida; Naegleriidae
Exons: 3
Coding region: 1-3153 (1050 amino acids)
Biological process (GO): glycoprotein catabolic process
Molecular function (GO): beta-mannosidase activity
Source: RefSeq, a predicted model, not a curated record
AUGCAAGUGAUUCCACUUUCAAAGGAUUUCUCAUCGGAAUGGGAUUCCAAAUCAAAGAAUCCUAAUAUUCAACAAUGGUUUCUUUCUUUGACUCAAUUCCGAGAUGGUAAAGAGCUCAUGAAAAACAAUGAUUAUGAAGGGAUGAUGAAGUGUUCUCAUCGGGAUCAAGAAGUGGAUCCAAAGGCAUUUGUUGGAAAACAAGAAGGCUUUUACAAGAAGUUUCAUAAAAUUCCGUUUUCUCAAAUUCCAUGUAAUGUUCAUUCCAUUCUCUAUGAAAAUAAUUUAGUUGGAAAUCCAUACCAUAGAAUGGAAGAAUUGAAACAAUUGUGGGUGGGUUAUUCGGAUUGGAAAAUGGAAUGCUGGAUGAAUGAUUUGGAUGAAUGUUGCAAUGUGAUGAUCAGAGGAGUGAGAAACUCGAAGGCUUCUUCUUUGGAGUCUUCGUGGUUAUUGAUCAUGGAAGGUCUGGAUUGUGUUGCCAAUAUCAAAGUGAAUGGUGAAUUGGUCAGAUCUUGUGUGGAUAACAUGUUUCAGUAUUACAUUUUGGAUAUUUCCGAAUUGAUAUGUAAAUCCAUGAUGAAGAAGGAGGAUCAACACGGAUCCGCUCGUUGUGGACUUCAUAUUGAAAUUGAUUUUAAAUCGGCACUUGUGGAAUCGAGAGAACGAUUGGAAAGUCAUCUUCAAAAACAAGCUUAUGAGAUUCCAUGCCCUUCUUAUACUAGAGAUUUCGAUACUAGAGGAAGAAAUUUCUUGAGAAAAGAAGGAUGUGCCUUUGGAUGGGACUGGGGACCAGCUUUUGCAUCUAUUGGAAUUCAUAAGCCAUGUUAUUUAGUGAGAUUUAAUCGUCCACAUCCUAUUGAAAUUAAUAAUCAGAUCUCACUUGAAUCGUCAUUUUCUGCGACACAAAAUAAGGGAACUAUUUUGUUCUUAAAAGAUAUUGCUCUUUAUCAGCAUGACUUUUCAAUUGAAAGAGAAGGAAAUCCUGAACUAUGUGAAAACGUUUCACUCACUGCCAAACUGUAUUUAUUCUGUAAAAAUUUCGAUGGAUGUGAACAAAUUAAUGACACUAUUGGAAAAGUUGAAGUAUCCAUUUUGGAUGACUCUUCACAACAAAUGCAUCACAAACAAUCUCUAUGGUGUGAGCACAUAGAAAAAGACAUUGAAUUGGAGGACAUGUAUAUUGUCACAUUGAAUAUUGGAUCCAUUCAAAAACUCAAGUUAUGGUAUCCAAAUGGCUAUGGAAGUCAACCACUGUACAAUUUCAAAGUUGCCAUCCAACAUGAAUCCUUUAAGCAAGAGAAGCAAAUUUUAUUUGGAGUGAGAAAGAUUGAACUUGAUACCUCAAAAGACGAGUAUGGCCACAAGUUCCAAUUCAAAGUGAAUGAUCGUCUCAUCUAUUGUAAAGGAAGUAAUUGGAUACCCUCAGAUUGUUUUCCAAGUCGAUGCUUUCAUAGCAGAGAGCACAUUCAUAAUUUGAUCAAAAGUAGUCAUGACUGUCACAUGAACAUGCUUCGUAUUUGGGGUGGAGGAUUUUAUGAAUACGACUUUUUCUAUGAGUAUUGUGAUAGAUAUGGUAUUCUUCUUUGGCAUGACUUUAUGUUUGCAUGUUCAUUAUACCCAUCAGACGAAAAGUUUUUGAAAUCUUGCCGAGUGGAAGUAGUUCAGCAACUUCGACACUUACAACCUCAUCCAUGCAUUGCUCUAUUUGCUGGUAAUAAUGAAAAUGAGGAGGCUUUGUUGAGCUGGCCUGAAUGCAUUAAUUCUGACUGCAAGCAGCGCCUGUUUGUAGAUUAUCACAAGCUGUAUUAUGAUACUAUUUAUGAUGUUGUUUCGAAAGAAUUAUGCUAUAAUUCUUCUAAAUUUAAUACUCCACCUUUUUGGCCAAGUUCUCCAUCGAACGGAAUCAUGAAGUAUGGAAAUCCACAAGAUUUAACUCAAGGAGAUGCACAUUAUUGGGCAGUUUGGCAUGGUGGUAAGCCAUUUUCAAAUUAUCUAACUGUCAUCCCAAGAUUUAGCUCAGAAUUUGGCUUUCAGUCAUUGCCAGGCUUUGAAACAUUGGCACAAUUUAUUUUAGAAAGGAAUGAUCAUUCAGAAGAAAGUGAACGAGAUUUGAAUAUUACUUCACCAGUCAUGGAAUCCAGACAACGAAGUUAUGUUGGAAAUAAGUGCAUUCUCGAGCAUAUUUCCAGAGAAUUUAGAUUUCCAAAAACUUUCAAAGAUUUAGUCUAUCUGUCACAAGUCAAUCAAGCACUGGCCAUUAAAACUGCUUGUGAGCAUUGGAGAAGACAAUUAAAAAUUUGCUCUGGAGCUUUGUAUUGGCAGCUCAAUGAUAUUUGGCCUGGUAAUUCAUGGUCUUCUUUGGAAUGGAAUGGAACGUGGAAGCUUCUGCAAUAUUUCAGUAAGGACUUUUUUGCUCCAUAUCUGUUCUCCAUUGCAUCUUCAAAGAUGAGCAAAAUUGAAAAUCAUGAAAGUGACGCCUCAGAACAGUUAGAUUUUUGGUUCACUUCAGACUCGAACCAACACUCCUCCAUUCAAUUUAAGAGUUUGAAAAUUCAAAUGAUUUCAUUCGAGAAUGGGCAUGAAAUGUGGAGCAGAGAAAUUACUGAAUUUUCAGCUCAUGAUGCAUUCAAUUCUUCUUCAACUAAUUAUUUGGCAAGUGAAAUUAUAUUUUCACUGCCCUUAACUCGAGACAUUUUACAACAAAAGACGUUUGGAUUUUUGGCAUGUUCUCUCGAAAUUGACGUCAUUGCUCACCAUUCAAUUAAUUCACAUCAAGAAACAAGCCAAAGACAUACUCUUCAAGCGAUUCAUUUCCUUUGUGAACUGAAGAAAGCGCACAAAAUGACAAAACCUUCUCUGUCGCUUCAAAUCGAAGAGGAAACUGACACUCAUAUCAAACUCUCAAUCACUUGUACAAACUCUCCAUCAUUUUUCACUCGGUUAUUCAUUAAGAGUGGAGCACAUUAUUGCAAUAGAGACACUCUCGACAAAUCUUCCCUUCGAUUUGAUAUCGAUCAUUUUGAGGAGAAUGGAUUUUUAUUGCUUCCCAACAAAACCAAACAUGUUUGGAUGAAAAAGAGAGAAAGUUUAUGUGGUAAAAGAAAUGCAUUUCCUUUGGAAUGGAUUGGAAUUGAAACUUUAGGUUGGACUUAUUAA